AUGGCCGAAGCCGAAUUACAAUACACCCGUCGGUUGUCGGCGGACAACCAGACGGUCUCUAAAUCCGAGAUUUCCUUGAAGGAGCGGUUCUUCCGCUACUUCCAGCAUGAGAUUACCGACCUCCAGCAAAAGAUGGACCACCUCGCGGAUACUUCACUUGUGGGUGGUGAACGUGUAGACGCAACAGACCACUGUCUGGCUGGAAUUGUGCGCUUAUCGAAUGAAGUCAAAGAUGCAGCAAGCUAUAUCCCUACUUACGACCAAAGGGUGUAUGCGGAGGCCAUCAAAGCUUUGCAGGACCGACUGAGCGAGACACGUGCCACCUUCCAACCCCGUUCAAAGUUCAGCUUCAAGACCAAGAAGAACGCCUCUGCCAUCUCUUUGUCUGACGCCGCAACACUUGCAGCCGCAGGUCGGCUCAGUGUCCCUGGUUACCGUUCCCCUGGCGCCUCCUCCGCCGAUUCCUCUGCAAACCAGACACCCAACUACCCUUCCACUCCGCUCAACGAACCGGAUAGGCAGCACCAGCACCAUGAACGACCAGAAUGUGCACCUACCUCAUUCCCGAUCACUGCAGUUGAUGAUUUCGCUACAAAGUCUCACAUUGACAAGGCCAGUGGUCCAUUUGCCGCCACGGGUGUCUCCUCUGUAUCUGUCGAUGACCAUUAUGGACUGCAUAUCAUGCUUCCGUCCUCCGGAUCGAGCUCCACAGUCCCCGCCUCGAUCACCUCCUUGGAACACUGCAUUGUUGACAUGUCCAUUCCCACGGCCAAUGGAAAACCGUAUGCCAGUCUUACCGCCAAGGAUAUUAAAGAAAGCUUGCUGGUAUGCGGUCAGGUGAAUGGUCCUGCCCAUAUAACCGGUGUUGAGAAUACUGUCAUGGUCGUUUCAUGCCGUCAGUUCCGGAUGCAUAACUGCAAAGACGUUGAUGUCUACCUCAGUUGCUCUAGCAAUCCCAUUAUUGAAGACUGUUCCAAUGUCCGAUUUGGUCGGAUCCCCAAGGCUUAUGCAUUGAACCAUGACCGCCCUGAUAACGAAGACCGCUGGAGCCAGGUCGAAGAUUUCAAAUGGAUUAAGCCAGAGCCGAGUCCUAACUGGAGCCUACUUGACUCCAACGAUGCAGUCCCGGAAGAAGUCUGGGCAGAGAUUGUUCCUGGCGGGCCGGGAUGGUCUCUUGAGGACAUUUUGCACGCUAUCAACCUCAUCAAAUGA
Penicillium canescens is the source of this 1212-nucleotide messenger RNA. RefSeq names its product putative tubulin-specific chaperone c. Gene Ontology annotation, cellular component: cytoplasm. The transcript has 4 exons. The record is from RefSeq and is a predicted model, not a curated record. NCBI's taxonomy places the organism in Eukaryota, Fungi, Ascomycota, Eurotiomycetes, Eurotiales, Aspergillaceae. Gene Ontology annotation, biological process: post-chaperonin tubulin folding pathway; tubulin complex assembly. Bases 1 to 1212 code for a protein of 403 amino acids.